AUGUCUUGGUUAUUGGGAUCUUCAAAAAAAGAGGAGCAGCCAGCGGCUCCAGCACCAUCGUCACUUCCGUUUGACCCCUCCACUUUGACCGAUAUUUCAGUCUUGAACGAAACAUCCCGUUUGCAUCCGCUCGCCGGUCUCGAUAAAGGCAUCGAGUAUUUAGAUCUAGAAGAUGAAGCGCUUUCAUCGCUAGAGGGCUCUCAAGGUGUGAUCGCUUCCAGAGGCUGGUCCGACGAUCUGUGUUACGGAACAGGUACACUAUAUUUACUCGGCUUAGGUGUUGGUGGAGCCUAUGGGCUUUCCGAAGGCAUAAACGCAAUUCCAAAGGGUGAAAAUGUUCCAGGAAAGUUGAAGCUGAAUACUAUUCUGAACCACGUCACAAAGCGUGGUCCUUUCCUGGGUAACUCCGCUGGUGUUCUGGCUCUUUCAUAUAAUCUGAUCAACAGUUCUCUGGAUGCCUUCAGAGGAAAGCACGACGACUUGAACUCUCUGGCGGCAGGUGCUCUAGCAGGUGCUCUUUACAAGAGUUCCAAGGGUUUGAAGCCAAUGGGGAUUGCUUCCGCCGUGAUGACUGUCGGUGCAGGUGCUUGGUGUGGCCUGAAACGCUACUUGGUGUAG
This is a messenger RNA of Kuraishia capsulata CBS 1993, 618 nucleotides long. RefSeq lists its product as uncharacterized. The coding region runs from base 1 to 618 and encodes 205 amino acids. Gene Ontology annotation, biological process: protein import into mitochondrial matrix. Gene Ontology annotation, molecular function: transmembrane protein transporter activity. Lineage: Eukaryota; Fungi; Ascomycota; Pichiomycetes; Pichiales; Pichiaceae. Gene Ontology annotation, cellular component: mitochondrial inner membrane; TIM23 mitochondrial import inner membrane translocase complex. The record is from RefSeq and is a predicted model, not a curated record. The transcript has a single exon.